Nicotiana tabacum (common tobacco) is the source of this 5770-nucleotide messenger RNA. NCBI's taxonomy places the organism in Eukaryota, Viridiplantae, Streptophyta, Magnoliopsida, Solanales, Solanaceae. The record is from RefSeq and is a predicted model, not a curated record.
AUUAAGAAAUCAUGUCUGCAAAGUCACAUAGUUCCUGUAACAGCAAGAUACUCUAUAAAGCUUGAAGUUGAGAUUUUUGAUAAGAUUACAUUUUGUACUUUUGGUGUUUAGUAAAACUCUGACCUAACACUGUUGUGGAAAAAUCUUUUAGUACCAUUUUGCAGCUUGUUGGUUGCUUUGAAUAGUGAUCUUUUUUGGUGUGAGUGAUAAAAGUGAGAUUAUUGGGUUUAAAAUUGGGUGAUCUUUAUUGUGUGGAGAAAUUUGUACAAAAGAGGGGCGGUUUGGUUGCUCGUAAAAUCAUCGGACAUUGGAGAAUGUCAAGAAACCCAGAACUGAAAUUUCACCAAAAAUGGGUAUUGGUUGCUCGUAUUAGGACUGCAAGAGAAUAUAGGCUGAACCUCGUAAUGUUCUGAUAAGGUCAAUGUUUUGAGCGUUAAAUUAAUCAUGUUCACAAGACACUACUGUCAGUUGUCAACUGUUUUCCUACACUUUCCAGCACAUAUGUUGUGCAGUAAAAAGCAAACACAUUAUUCUGAACAACAAAAAAUUUGAAAUACAUCCAAGUACCAUUUUUCCUUCUAUCCUUCUCCUAGUUCUGCCUUAUUUUGCCACCCACAAGUGAACCUAGCUGACACUAACAUAUUAAUGAUCAACUAUAUCAACUAUUAUAAUAUAGGCUCUAUUUUGGUUCUAGUUAUAAUGUAAUUGAUUGGAAAAGAUUAUAUUUGAUGGAGCGGAAAAUAUAGUUCUUCACUAAAUUAACAAAUCUUGGUGUUGGAUUUUGAUUAUGUUAAAGAUAAAUAGCAUUUCAUGUUCUUGUGCUUACCUGUAGGUUUUUUAAGCUAUCCUUAGGAUAUGGUUGAACUCCAUACUUCAAAUAUAUAUACAUAAAACUAGUUCUUGAUUAAAAAAAUGACAAAUAUAGCUAGUGUUUCAUUAGAUAACAAUUAUUACAAUUUUUUUAAUAGUAGAAUGAUAGUUAUUGUAUCAUUUUUUUUAUUUAAGGAAGACAAGAUAAAAUAUCAGUGAUUUAAUUUUAGAGUGUCUUAUAUGUUUUAAUUUCUCAUUUUGUUGAGCAAUUGUGAGUUAUAUGUUAUGCAUAUCAACUUGUAAUUUAUUUUAUUCUUGUAAAAUCGUAAGAAGUUUAGUCAUAAAGAUGAGUCUGGCAAGUGUAAUAACAAGUAAUGUGCAUCGUAGUACUUUCUUUUAUAAGUAAUGUGCAUCUUAAUGUUUUUUGUGAUCUUAAUUUUUUAAAUAUUAUUUCUAUUUACUAUCCAAGGUUAUGGCAUCAAGUAAGCGAUGAAUGCAGCUUGUUGAUAACCGACUUGACGAAUCCUACUUAAUUGGAGUGCAAAUUUUUUUGAAUUAUGCCUUUAGAAGAAUAGGAGAAUUGUAUGAAAUACGAUGUCCGUGUGUCAAAUGUUGUAACACAACAUUAGGAACACGUGAGACAGGCGAGAUACAUUUGAAAGUAUAUGGAAUAAUUCAAAAUUAUACUUUUUGGUAUCAUCAUGGAGAAGUUUUGGGUGAGCCACAGUUGGAAUGCGAAGUUGAAGAUAAUAAUGAAGUAGAUGAUUAUGAGGAUAAGGAUGAAAUACAUGAAAUGCUAAGGGAUUUGUAUCCUAAUCAUGAUGGAGGCCCUGCUGAUGUUGGUUGCAAUGAUUUACUUGAAGAAGAACCAAAUGUUGAAGCCAAAAAGUUUUACAGCCUAUUGAAAGAUUUCGAGAAGCCACUAUACCAAAGUUCCAAAAUUUCAAAACUUUCCACUUUGAUUAAACUGCUUCACAUAAAAAGUAUGGGUCAUUGGAGCAACGAGUCAUUUACAAUGUUAUUAAAAAUGUUGAAGGAUGAGAUGUUGCUUGAUGGAGCGAAUUUGCCAAAUUCAUAUUAUGAGGCAAAGAAGGUGAUUCGGGACCUUGGGCUUUCCUACCAAAAAAUUGAUGCUUGUAUAAAUGAUUGCAUGCUAUAUUGGAAGGAAGAUAAUUUACUUGAUUCCUGUAAAGUCUGUGGUGCAUCCAGAUGGAAAAUAGAUAAACAUAGCGGGGAAGCAAAGAAUAAGAAUGGUAAAAAAAUAGCAUCAAAUAUUUUACGUUAUUUUCCAUUGAAGCCUAGGCUUCAAAGGUUGUAUAUGUCUGCAAAGACAUCUUCUCUAAUGACAUGGCAUCAUGAUAAAAGGGUUGAUGAUGGAACAAUGAGGCAUCCAGCUGAUUCAAUGGCAUGAAAAUCAUUUGAUGAACUUCAUCCCUCAUUUGCGGUUGAGCCUUGUAAUAUUCGACUUGGACUUGCUAGUGAUGGAUUCCAGCCAUUUCGGAAUUCAAAAACCUCAUAUAGUAUUUGGCCCGUGGUACUUAUUCCUUAUAAUUUACCACAUUGGUUGUGUAUGAAACAAGAAAAUUUCAUUAUGUCCAUGCUUAUACCUGGUCCAGAUAGUCCAGGAGAUGCAAUUGACAUAUAUCUUCAACCCUUGAUAGAGGAGUUGAAUGAGUUAUGGGAAAUUGGUGUUGAGACCUUUGAUGCGUCAAGCUGACAGAAUUUUAAGUUACAUGCUUCUUUGUAUGGACCAUCAAUGACUUUCCAGCAUAUGCAUAUUUAUUUGGAUGUAGUACAAAAGGUAAAUUGGCAUGCCCAUGUUGCAAUAAAGACACUUCCUCAAUCAGAUUGAAGAAUAGUAAGAAACAAUGUUUUAUGGGUCAUUGGCGUUUCCUUCCUCUUAAUCACAAAUGGAGGAAUGAUAAGGAGUCAUUUGAUGACACAAAAGAGAAAAGGCUCCCGCCAAAAAUGCGUUCUGGUAUUGAGAUACUUAAUCAAGUGCAAGAUCUUAAAGGGUUACAGUUAACAAAGGAUCCAAAGAAAAGGACCAAGAUAUCACAUGAUGUUCGAAAAGAUAACUGGAAUAGGAGGAGUAUCUUUUUUGAACUUCUAUAUUGGAAAUCACUUUUGUUGCGACAUAAUUUGGAUGUUAUGCGUAUUGAAAAAAAAUAUAUGUGAUAAUAUUUUGGGGACGAUCAUGAAUGCCAAAGGAAAGACCAAGGACACCAUUAAAACUCGACUCGAUUUGCAAGAAAUGAACAUUAGGUCGGAAUUUUACCCAAUCAGAAAAGGAGAAAAAUAUGAAGUUCCAACUGCAUGUUACACAUUAUCUCCCCAAGAAAAGCACAACAUAUGCCUUUUCUUAAAUAAUUUAAAGGUACCAGAUGGAUUUUCAUCUAAUAUUUCUCAAAAUGUUAACUUGAAAGAGCACAAGAUUUCUGGAUUAAAGAGUCAUGAUUUCCAUGUUCUUCUACAACAUUUACUCCCUCUUGAUCUACAUGGUAUGCUAUCCAAAACAGUGUGUGAACCCCUUAUCGAGUUGUCUUUAUUUUUUAAUGUGCUUGGAGCAAAGGCAUUAAGGACUAGUGACUUGGAUCAGAUUGAAGCUCAAAUUCCUAUAACACUUUGUAAGUUAGAAAAGGUAUUCCCUCCCACAUUUUUUGAUGUCAUGGUGUACUUGCCUACUCACUUAGCUAAUGAAGCUAAGCUUGCUAGACCGGUUCAGUAUCGGUGGAUGUAUCCUAUAGAACGAUGGUUAUAUUUUUUGAAAUCUCUCAUUAGUAAUAGGGCUUGUCCAGAAGGUUCAAUUGUAGAGGGGUACCUUGCAAAUGAAUGUAUGAUCUUAUGUUCUAGGUAUCUAAAUAGAAUCGACAUAGUUUAAUCGGCCAGAACGAAAUUACGAUGGUGGUUUAAAAAAUUCUGAUGGAGGUUUAUCUCUAUUUUGUAAAUCUGGAAAAACUUUAGGAGCUCCAAAACAUCAUGAUCUUGAAGCAGAUGAAUCGGAGCAAGCACAUAUAUAUAUAUAUACUGAAGAAUUGUGAUGAAGUUUUACCAUUUCUAGAUUAUGAAAUUUUGUCCUUCAUAUCGUAUUUUGUUUUCAUUAUUUCCUUUAGGAUUGUUUAUCCUUUAUGUAUGAUAUUUGUGGUUCAACUAAUUUUUUUAGAGAGUUUGCAUGAACUCAUGUGGAUUCUACUUAACACUUGUCUGAUACAGAAUGGAAUAGACAAUUUACUGACUUUUGGAUUCAAUUUAAUUAUUGUAAUAGCAAUAUGUGGUAGUUUAGGGCCUAGAUAUCAAAAUGCAUCUUUUAUUUGUAUGUAGUUUGUUUUCUAUUGUGAUAUGAUGAUCUGUUAUGAAACCUUGAUGUAGAAUGUCUCAGCAGAAUCAGUAAGUUUACGGUUUUCUAUUUGCUGGAACUUGUGUUGUUUACCAUAGCAAGCUUCUGGAACGUCACUGGUCAGGCAUGUUUUGUUCAUUACCUGAAUCGAUUUUUGGAGUAGGUUAGUGAAAGAAACAAAGUACCUAGUUAGGUAUCCAAACAGAGAACCUAGUUGUUUACAAUGAACGUAUUGGAAUGGACAGUUUCAGUGUGAAGAAACACUUAAAUAUUCACCAUUUUCGUGCAUUUGCAUAUCAUUACUGGUGCCAUUGGGACUACCUGGAUGAUGCAGUUACUGUUGGUGCAUGUUCUAUGUUUUAAAUUCACAAAAUUGAAAUAAAGCUAAGGCAUUUGUUAAUUCAAGCUUUAUUGUAAAACUAUGUUUUCUUCUAUCACAUGGAAUUUCUGUAAUGAUAUUGGAUAUCAAUCUAUGUUUGAUGUAUUGGAGGAUAAAUUUGAGAGUGAUGACAUGGAUAUCCAUCGCGAUCAUAUUUUGGGAUGGAUGAAAGAGUUAUGGAACAAAUGGAGAGGACAAUUGCAUGCAAAAUAUGUGAAGGGUAAGCCAAUCCAAGAGGCUCUUAGGAAUGUGCCCAAGGGGGUAGACAAGAAACAAUGGGAGUGGUUGGUAAAGGAACAUUUUUCUACAGAAAAUUUUCAGGUUUGACAUAAUACCUAAUUAUGUAAUUUUAUUUUAUACAGUAAUAUUUUAAUUGAUAACUUAUUUAUAACAUUUGAUUUAAUGUUGUCACUCAAAUAUAGGCGAGAAGUAAUAGGAAUGCAGCAAAUAGAACUAAGUUGAAGAUGCUUCAUCAUAUUGGUAGCAAGUCAAUUAGAGAGAUUAUUUAUCAAAGGUGUUAUCAUCAAAUCUAUUUUUGCUUAAUAUUGACGAGAUAUUAUUUGACAUAUUUACUUUUAUGUAAAGAGCGAAAAAGAUGGCAAACCACCAGAUUUGACAACUAUUUUCUUUGAGACUCGCAAGAAGAAUAACACACUUGUUGAAGCUAAAACAAUCGAGAAACAUGCUCAAAUCAAGGAAUUGGUGCAGUCUGAACCGUCACUUUCUAACGUAGAAAUUGUAGAAAAAUGCUUUAGACCUCAAAGUCAUAGUCAUGUAUUUGGCUUUGGGGGUGGAUUAAAGGUGAAAGAUUUGAAAGGGAGAACUACCUCAAAACCUGAAUUAUUGGCUAAGCUACGUUCAACUGAAAAUGAAAAUCAGUCUUUGAAGGAUUGUCUGUCUAACUUCGAAAAUGAGAUAAGAGAACAGAAGAAAAUAAAAGAAUUAGUAUUAGCACAACAAACUAAUUUCCAGCCUCCAGCUCAGGAGAAUGACUAUUGGGAUCCUUGAUGAUACCAGUUUUGGAUAUUGAAGUUUACGAGAAGCCGAUUUUUGACGAUAUACAGAUCAACCAUCAUUUUGCUGGGAAUUUCAAGAAAAUUUUACAUUACAAUCGAGGGAUAUUAUUAGUAUAUGUAGUUUUUUGCUAAAUGUUUAUGAACACAAUAUUGUGACUAACUUACAUCAUUGAUGUACGAUUCAACUAAUUAACUUAUGUUGAUCAUUUUUGGUAUUAUUUUAUGAAA